AAUUCGCCCUUUCGAGACCCAAAAGAAAUGCAAGUCCUAUCAUGCCACAUGCAAGGGACCCCUCGCGAUCACAAAGGUGAACCCUGCUGAGGUCCUGCGGGUUCCAACCACGACCCCCAACAAUGGUCCGGCUUCAGCACCCCAACUAGCAUCCUCACAGUCACGGCAGAUAAGGGGGGACCAACCGCUAACUGAGGAAAGCACAACUCCCGCCUCGAGGACCGAUGAUGCCACCAAAAGGACCAGCCCCAUCUCUAGAAUCCCCAUGCUGGACCCUGCUGUGAAGGGGAUCACUGCCACCUCCCAGGUCAAUAACCUCACCAGACGCCUCAACAACCAGGGCCCCGCUGUCGGGACGGCACCUACCGCAGUGGGAAACGUCACCCAAGCCUCUGCCAGCAGGAGACCUGUCACAUUGUCCCAGGUCGCCCGGAAACUCUCUGAGCCGAGACGUCUCAGUGCCUCCUCGAUGCCCAACCAGCAUGACCCCAACCCAAGAAGAAUCAGUGCCCUAUCGCGCAUGGCCAAUCAAGACCCUGCCCCCGGAGGCACCAACGCCGGCCCUCGGUGCACCCUGCAAGCACCAACCACAAGGGGAACCAACGCGACUCCUCAGCCCGCACCGCGAACACCACCCGUCGGGGGGAACAGGGACCGCCCCCCAGACUGCCCCGCACACUUCUACCAUCAGAGGAGCCAACACCACGAUCAGACCACAGCACCAGAUCCCCAUUAUCAGAGGGACAGGCAUGGCCCCAAAAGACACCAGGCUGAUCCCCGCCGCCAGAAGGUCAUGCGCUCCUACAGCAACCCCCCAAACGACAGCUGCACGCGGAAGACCGGGCGUCACCCCCGCAUCCACCAACCCGAACCAGGUCUCACCAACAACCAGUAAUGAUGCUACCCCACCGGUGACUAUGCUUCGGGAACCAACCGGAAGGUCCCCUGAGCCGCAAGUGAGGCAACCCGUUGAUCAAGCAGCGAACUCACUACCCACGCAGACCGAGGAACCCGAGGACCGGCAGCCGACGGUCCGGCAAGCCAUGCCCUGGCAGGCUGCCUGGAUGAGAAGCUGCAAGCAGCAGCCUCCUUUGAGGAAUUCGACCCGCUCAUCGAC
This is a messenger RNA of Gopherus flavomarginatus (Mexican gopher tortoise), 1117 nucleotides long. RefSeq lists its product as uncharacterized. The record is from RefSeq and is a predicted model, not a curated record. The transcript is spliced from 2 exons. NCBI's taxonomy places the organism in Eukaryota, Metazoa, Chordata, Testudines, Testudinidae. The coding region runs from base 266 to 895 and encodes 209 amino acids.